Molecule: messenger RNA, 1161 nt
Organism: Fusarium poae
Lineage: Eukaryota; Fungi; Ascomycota; Sordariomycetes; Hypocreales; Nectriaceae
Product: 3-isopropylmalate dehydrogenase
Exons: 2
Coding region: 1-1161 (386 amino acids)
Biological process (GO): L-leucine biosynthetic process
Cellular component (GO): cytosol
Molecular function (GO): NAD binding; 3-isopropylmalate dehydrogenase activity; magnesium ion binding
Source: RefSeq, a predicted model, not a curated record
AUGGCCGCUCCAAGCUCAACCCCUUCACAGGUCUUCCGCAUUCUUGUUAUUCCCGGAGAUCACGUUGGGCCAGAGCUUAUGAAGGAGUCCCUUCGUGUGCUGCAUACCGUCGAAGCCACAUCCAGUGGACGGAUGAAGUUCGAGCUAAACCAUCAAAUUGCCGGAGGGUGCAGCAUUGACCAACACGGCACUCCCAUCACGGAUGAGGUGCUGCGGAUUGCAAAGGAAGAAAGCGAUGCAGUCUUGUUUGGUAGCGUUGGCGGACCGGAGUGGGGCACAGCAUCUCCAAACCCUGAGUCUGGGCUCCUUCGCCUCCGACAACAUCUUGAUGCUUUUGCAAACAUCCGCCCUUGUGUAUUCUACUCACGCAGCCUGAUUCCAUUGUCACCACUCAAGUCAUCGGUUGUUGAGGGCAUUAAAUUCAUUAUUGUUCGCGAGAAUACCGGCGGAGCUUACUUUGGCACAAAAGUCGAGGUACCGGACUUCGCAAGCGACUCAUGGGCAUACAGUCAGCCAGAGAUUGAGCGCUGCGCUCGUGUCUCUGCUGCGUUGGCAAUCAGUCUGGGCAAAGACGGUAAGGGAAAUGGAGGCCCAGCCACGGUGUGGUCCAGCGACAAAGCAAAUGUCCUCGCAUCAGGUCGACUCUGGAGGAAGGUGACGAGUGAAGUAUUCGAGAAGGAGUUCCCCAAGAUUGAGCUGAAGCAUCAAUUGGCCGACAGCCUAUCAAUGAUCAUGGUCAAGAACCCCAAGACGUUCAACGGUAUAAUACACACGGACAACACAUUUGGCGAUAUGCUCUCGGAUGAGGCGGGCGGAGUGGUCGGCACAUUGGGUCUGCUUCCCAGUGCCAGUCUCUGUGGCAUUCCCGACGGCAAGUCGCGCUGCAAUGGCAUCUACGAACCCGUUCACGGCUCAGCUCCGGAUAUUUCAGGCAAGGGUAUCGUCAACCCAGUGGCUGGAAUCCUCUCUACAGCAAUGAUGUUACGGUAUUCAUGCAACCUAGAGGAUGAAGCCGCCGCCAUCGAGGCCGCUGUAGAGAAGGUCUUGGAUGGGAAGGACAUUGGCGGUUUGGAAAUCCGCAGCCGUGAUCUCGGUGGGACAGCUACUACCACAGAGGUUGGCGAGGCUGUUUGCACCGUUCUGGAGCGGCUUCUGAGCUGA